AUGCGCGCCUCUGCCCGUGUCCUCGUCUCCCACAUCCCCCGCCGUGAGGCCUUCAUCGUCGCCUCGAAGCGCACGCCGUUCGGCGCUUUCGGCGGCUCGCUCAAGGACCUCAAGGCGUCCGAGCUGGGUGGUAUCGCGGGCCGCGCUGCCCUCGCCGAGCUUCCGUCCGAGCUUGAGGUCGACCAGGUUUUCUUUGGCGGCGUGACUCAGACGGACAACUCGACGCCGUACCUCGCCCGCCAUGUCGGUCUGCGUUCCGGUCUCGCCGACGAGGUGCCGGCCCUCACUGUUAACCGCCUCUGUGGCUCGGGUUUCCAGGCCGCCAUCACUGCUGCUCAGACAAUCGCUCUCGGUGAGGCGGACGUCUGUCUUACUGGUGGUGCCGAGGCCAUGUCUAUGGCGCCCAUGACUCUGGGCGGCGCGGCGCGUUGGGGCAUGCGGUUCGGCCAGAACCAGACUCUCGAGGACUCGCUCUUCGCCUGUCUCACCGACCAGAACCCUAAUGGCAAGCCCACCCCCAUGGGCAUUACCGCCGAGAACCUCGCUCAGAAGUACGGCAUCACGCGUGAGAUGGCCGACAACUACGCUCUCCAGUCGCAGAUGCGGUACCAGGAGGGUCUCGCUGCCGGUGCGUUCAAGGACGAGAUCACGCCCGUGACUAUCAAGGGACGUAAGGGCGACAUUGUCGUCGACAAGGACGAGCACCCCAAGGGCAAGACGACCAUCGAGUCGCUCCAGAAGCUCCCGUCCGUCUUCAUCCCCAAGACGGGCACUGUGACCGCCGGUAACGCCUCUGGUAUCUGUGACGGCGCGUCCGUCAACAUUGUCGUCUCAGAGGACGCUGUUAAAAAGUACAACCUCAAGCCACUUGCGCGUAUUGCUUCGUACAGCUGGUCGGCGUGCUCGCCCGAGAUUAUGGGCAUUGGCCCCGCCGUCUCGGUCCGCCAGGCGCUCGCCAAGAUCGGCAUGAGCGUCCACGACAUGGACCUUAUUGACAUUAACGAGGCUUUCUCGACUCAGUGGCUCGCUGUCCAGAAGGAGCUCGAGCUCCCCAACGACAAGUCCAACCUCUUUGGUGGCUCCGUUGCCGUCGGCCACCCCCUCGCCGCUUCGGGCGCCCGUAUCACCGGUAACCUCGUCCACAACCUCAUCCGCCUCGACAAGAAGUGGGGUCUUGGUGGUGCCUGCAUUGGCGGUGGCCAGGGCAUUGCCAUCGUCCUUGAGCGCGUCUAA
Molecule: messenger RNA, 1233 nt
Organism: Cutaneotrichosporon cavernicola
Lineage: Eukaryota; Fungi; Basidiomycota; Tremellomycetes; Trichosporonales; Trichosporonaceae
Exons: 2
Coding region: 1-1233 (410 amino acids)
Cellular component (GO): mitochondrion
Molecular function (GO): acyltransferase activity, transferring groups other than amino-acyl groups
Source: RefSeq, a predicted model, not a curated record